AAAAAAAAAAAUUGUUAUUUCUCUUUACUACUAGUAUGUAUAAGCAAGUUGAAAUCGUGUAAAAGUAUGCUCUCUUUUCUUUUAUCGCGAAAUUAAAUUUUUUGCAUGCACUUUAUUUAUCAUAAUAAAUUUUAAAAAACGCGAUUUCUCCUGUAUUAUUAUUGCCAAAUAAUAUGUGGUGUCUGAAAGUGAAAACAAUUAGUUUCCAUAUCUUCUGCAUUUUGUUGAUGGGAUUUAGUGCUGCUCUUUCUGACUUGCACCCUGCAUGCAUAGAUUCCAGCUCUACUAGUAAUAUAUAUCCUCAAUCAACUCCAUAUGGUAAUUUAAGUGCAGGCACAUAUAAGAAAAUAAGUGAUGCUGUAACUUUCUCUGACUGUGUGCAAGCAUGUUGUGAAGAUAAUAAUUGCAAUAUAGCUUUUCUUUUCCAUGCUGUUUGCUAUACAAUUCGUUGUCAUAGUUACAAGCAAUGCAAACCACUUAAGAGAAAAGGAAAGAAAUUUCAAAACUCUCUUAUGGUGAUUGUUCGUAUGCCAGGUGAAAAGUAUGUAUUUGGAAGUGAUUUUGCUGAUGAUGAUAAUGAAAAAUCGUUAUUCCAAGAGGAUUAUGGCGAUUUUGUUGCGGAUGAUGAUCUUAAAGAAACUGGACAGUCGUUACUAGAUGCAAGUGCUGCUGAGUUUUUCACACCUCCACCCAAAGCUUGUCUUUAUGGAGUCCCGAAUGAAUGUUUGCAACAUGAAGAAUGUGUUCCAAAAAACAACCGAGCUCGUAGUGGGAUUUGUCAUUGUGAAGAAGGUUAUGAACGUGAUAUACAAGGCAUUUGUAAAAGAAGACAUGCAAUUACAAGCUUCUCGGUUUCUCCACCUACUGUUUUAAAUCAAGCUUCUCCUUUGGGAAAAAACCUUACUGAAAAAUUACUAUCUACAACAUCCUCUCCUUUUCAUCAACUUGUUGUUUCUGCUGGCGAUAAUGUUACAUUACAGUUACCAGAGAAUGAAGUCACGCUUUCAGCAUAUGCCUUAAAGCAACCUGAAGGGAAAAGUGAAAAUUAUAAAUAUGAAUGGACCCUCAUAUCUCAUCCAGAAGGUGAUGAAACUGGCACAAUGCAAGAUCAAAAUACAAAGAAUCUGAAACUCUCAAAGUUAAGGGCAGGAUUGUACACAUUUAAAGUUUCUGUAACAUCAGGAAAUGCUUUUGGUGAAGCCAUGGUUAAUGUUACUGUUUUACCUCCUGAAAGAGAAAAUAAACCUCCUGUUGCUAUUAUUCAGCCAUCGAAUGUCACUAUAAAACUUCCAAAUAAAGAUACCGUUCUUGACGGCUCAUUUAGUACUGAUGAUGAUAAAAUUGUAAGAUAUCAGUGGGAAGUUUUAGAAAUGCCCAUAGGGUAUACUGUGAACCUUAAUGAAACGCCAACUUUACAGUUGAAAAAUUUGAUUCCUGGUCUUUAUCGUUUUAAAUUGAAUGUAACCGAUUCCAAAGGGGCUUGGAAUUUUACUUUUGCUAAUGUGACUGUUCAAAAGGAAACUGACUACCCACCUACAGCUAAUGCAAAAUCGGAAGUUGUUAUUUAUUUGCCACAAAAUGAAGUGACUUUAAAUGGGAAUCUUAGUACAGAUGAUAAAGGUAUAAAAAGUUGGGAAUGGAAGAAAAGUCCUGACACAGAUAAAGCUGUUGAUAUGGAAGGAACAAAUGGACCAUAUUUACAUCUUUCUCAGCUUGAAGUAGGUGUUUACAAAUUUAUCUUGAAAGUGACUGACACGGCUGAUCAAACAUCUACUACUGAGGUUCAUUUGUUCGUUAAACCUGAAAGUAAUACUCCACCUGUAGCCAAUGCUGGGAAAGAUCAAAAAAUUACGUUACCACUUCAAGGUCCUGUAAUUUUAAAUGGCACUGCUAGCAAAGACAAUAUUAAAAUCACCCAGUGGAAAUGGGAACAAAUCUCUGGACCAAAACCAGCAGUUCUUGUGGAUGCUAAUACUGCAGUGGCUGAAAUAACUGGACUAAUACCUGGGGUUUAUCAGUUUUUACUGACAGUUUAUGAUGAAAAAAAUGCCCAUUCAUCUGCUACGGUUAAUGUUACUGUCAUUCAAACUGAAAAUUUGGCUCCUAGAGCUAAUGCUGGUGGUGAUAAAACAAUAUUCUUACCUUGUGACGUGAUUGUAAUGAAUGGAAGCUUAUCAUCUGACGAUGUAGGUAUUGUGAAGUACCAAUGGACAAGAGAUCCUGCAUCACUUGCAGCUGGAUCUAUUAUUGAAAAUUCAGAUGAGACUUCUGUAUUGAAACUUACUGGUCUUGUGUCAGGACGUUAUUUGUUCCGCCUUACUGUGUUUGAUCUGCAAGGUGCAUCUUCUUCUGACACUGCUUCUUUGAUUGUUAAGCCACCCAAAGAUAUUAUUGAUCAAAUUGAAAUUGUGGUUAAUGCAGAUAUAAAAAGCUUCACUCAAGAGCAAGAGGAUACUCUGCUAAGACAGCUAGAAAUUCUUUUACAUGAAGCUGAGCCAGUUAAAGUAAAUUUAAUGAAGUUAGAUUCUGAUCGCCAUACAAGAAGGGUAGUUCUAGUAUUUACUGUUGAAAGAACUUCAAGUUUGAAUGGAGGUCUUAUACCUGGUGUAGAUGUUCUCUCUCGCCUGAAGAAAAAACUUCGCACUGACAGUUCGUUGUUAGAUGUGCAAGUUCUUUCUGUUGAUACAGUUGUUUGUCAGAAUAAAUGCUCUGGACAUGGUAUUUGUGACCCUUAUACAAAACAUUGUGUCUGUGAAGCCUUUUGGAUGCAAGAUAUUUUUCGAUACAACUUUGGCGAUAAAGAGAGCAAUUGCGACUGGAGCAUUCUGUAUGUUAUUAUUGUGUCAUUUACCAUUGUGGUGGCAUUAGCUGGAGUACUAUGGAGUAUAGCUUGCUGUUUUUCAAGAAUGAGAUUUAGUAAGCCGAAAAAGCGCCAUCGAUAUACUUUGUUGGAUGAUUUUAAUGAAAGAGAAAGAGAAAGAGAAAAGUUUUUCCCUCAUAGUAAGACACAAAAAAAUAGCUUAAUGAUAUCGGAUUCAGAAUCAGAUGCUAUUUUUGAAUCACCUCUGACUGUAAAGACAAAUGGUUUGUGCAAUGGAAGCAGCAGGGAUACUCGUAAUAUUCAUGCAUGAAAAAUCUGUAUGUAUUUCGUCUACCAGUAAAAAAUCACAGAAAAUUUGACAUAAUUGAAAUGUGUGUUGCGUCAUUUGAACAUGUCUGUUGCAGUUCCUCAUAUUCAAAUCUUUGUAAAAAUUAGCUAGAGAUUUGGAUAUGAAAACGAAAUGUAUAUUUAAUAUUUUACAAAAUGCAUAUUUAUCUGUGAUAACACUUAGGAAUAUGUGUUAUGCAUGCUUUUCUUGUUUUAGUUUUCCUUCAUUUAAUUUCUUUGAUAUAUAAGUACCAUGAUAUCUAAAAUUACAGCUUCACUUUCAGAUCUUUCUGCUUCUGUUGAGAAUAAAACUUGCAUCGCAGAUUUACAAAGAAUUUUUGUAUGGGAAAUAUAAAAUGCACUAUUAUAUAAUAAUUUAUGUGCAUUUUUAAAUUAUCUAAAUUGAUUUCAUCGUUAAAAGUAAUAUUUUACAAUUUAUGUGAAGUUAUUGGAGCACUAAGUUGCAAUUUGCUACUUAUAGAAAUCCUAUCUUUUUUAUAUAUAUUGAAAAUGUAUAAUGAAUAUAAAUUUUCUUUGUAUUUAUUUUAUUUAACUAAUAUUUAACUAUGAUGUAGUGGAUCGAGGUCACAUUUUCAUAUAUUUAAAAAAUAAUGACAUGUUGUUUUCAAAUGAAACUUUAAAUGCCCAUUGUGUAUAUAUCCAAACUUAUUGAUUCGUGUAAUCGUUCCAAGGUGCACUGAUAUAAAUACUCAUUUUUCUGUGAAUAAGUUCAUAUUUUUCUUUAUUUAUUGGCACGUAUAACUAUGCAUGUCUGCAAGUGCAUAAUCAUUUUGAUCAUAAGGUAAAGGUUAUAGGCAGUUACGUUGUUUGAUUUCUUAUUCCAGCAAACUCUGAAAUAUCUUCGUUCUAUAUUUAACACUCACGCUAACAAUCUAACAUCACUAAUCGAAACAUACUAGUUUAUACCAAUAUUCUUGAAUGCCUAGGUCCAGAAAAAUUACAAAAUUUCAGUUUUAAGCAAUAUUCAUGCCAUUUUAAAGUAUUUCAGAUUCUAUCGACUUGAUUGAAAGGAUAUAGUUAAACUUUGAAUUCUAAUGUCUGUACGACUGAUUUAUUCAUAUAUUCAAUGUAAUCAGUAAUUAUGUUUUUUUGUUUAGUUUAGCUUUAAGCUUUCAUUUCAAAAAAGGUUUUAUUUUAAUUACUAUGCAAAGAUUAAUUUCUACAGUAUUAUUUUUACACGGUUUUUCUUUCAUUUCAUUUCUUAAAAAUUAUCCUCUGUCUGGGUUUUUUUUAAUUGUGUAGAAAUAUUUUCCAAUAAUGAAAUUACCGAUAAAGAGUUAAUUUGAUUGUGCACUUUUUUAUAUUAAAUAUAUUUACUUAAAAAAAAUUUGGAUUUUUUUAAAUAUUAAAAAUAAAGCAUUUGCUUUUUUUUUUUUUUACAUUAAAACUCUAUUUUCUACUAAAGACUCAUUUCUAACCCUUAUCUCCGUGUAAAUUAUAAAAAAUUAAAAAUUGUUUGCGCAAUUUUAAUUUUUUUUAAUGAUUAUCCCUUUGAAAAAACAACUUUCGUGUACCAAAUAUUUUUCUGAAAAAGAAAAAAAAAACAUUUAAUUACUGAUAUCGAUUUCAAUACCGAAUACCGGUAUUUUGAGCCAUUUGUACAAUUUUGUGAUACCGGUAUUCACAAGUUUAAAUACCGGUGGGUUUUUUUUUUCGGUAUUUAUUAGAAAUUUUGAAAUAAAUUGUUUAAAAUAAUCUUACUGAUUCACAAAGUAUUAAUUAGAAUUUUAGUUAGCCAUUCUGAAAAAUUUGCUUUUCUAGUUGUGCCCAGAAACGGAUUAAGUAAAAUUUAUUAAGUUUAAUCCAUCUGAGUAUUCAGAAGAAAAGAGUUCUUGAGACAAGUAGAUUUUGAAGCAGAUUUUUAUGUAUAGGUAAAAACAUUUUAUUAUGAAAUAGUACAUAAAGUUUUGAAUGUAAUUCUUCUUUAUUAUCUUUUAAUGUAUGUCAUUUAGAGAAGAUAGAAGGUUAUAAGUGACUUUUAUAAUAUUUAUGUUUAUAUCACCUCUUUAAAUAGAAAAUUGUUAUUUGUGAAAUAAUGUUUCAAAAAUUUAUAUUUUUAUGAAAUGAUUUUUUAACUAUUAAAAACAAAGGCAAUAAAUAUCCAAACUUUUAAGGAUAUUGCUGUCUUUGGUAUAUCUAUAUGUAUCUUACAUACAGAUGCAUUCUUAAGUUUUAUUUAUAGUUUUUUACUUCAUUGAAUAUAUUUGGUUAAUAAAUAUUUCUUCUACGUUGCCCAUCUCAUUCAUUUUAUUAUAUUUGAUCAGAAAAAGUCACAUUUAAGUUUUUGAUCGGUAAGCUAGUUGCUUGUUACGAAUAUUGGUUGGAAAUUCAGUAAAUACUUGUAUUUAGGAUUUAAAAGUAUGAAUGAAGAAUAAGCGAAAGGAGAUGUUGGUAAUGACACUAUUGAAUUCCAAAAACAUUUUCUUGCCAAUAAAAAAAAGUAGUCAAAUAAGGAAAUAUCUUUAAAAAGACAAAUCGCUUGAAAAUGCUAAUAUUUUUAAAACAAUAAAAAAUAUAUUGUGAAUGCAGUACUUUUAUUUUGAUUUUUGUUAUAAAAUCUAUCUUGUUUUUAAUUAAGUAAAAGAAGUUUAUGUAAAUAAGUUUGUACAAAAAUGUAUAACUGAAAACUAACCUGCUCUUAUAUAUUGCUGAAAUUGCAGUUAAACUGUAAAUUAUACCACCAUUCUGCAUUAGUAGUAAUUAUUUUUCAUAUUAAAUGUUGUAUUUAUGGUUCUCUUAUCUGAUUGGCGAAUU
Molecule: messenger RNA, 5923 nt
Organism: Argiope bruennichi
Lineage: Eukaryota; Metazoa; Arthropoda; Arachnida; Araneae; Araneidae
Product: dyslexia-associated protein KIAA0319-like protein
Exons: 23
Coding region: 174-3131 (985 amino acids)
Cellular component (GO): cytoplasmic vesicle; plasma membrane
Source: RefSeq, a predicted model, not a curated record